AUGAGAGGGGGAUCAACUGGUGGUGGAUACGGAGCAUCUUUCGGUGGAAGCAAUCCUUUUGGAGGAACUUACGGAGGGAACUUCGGAGGCGGAUUCGGAGCAACAGGCGGAGGAGCUGGGAAUGGGGCUGGGGGAGGAGGACCGUCCGGCGGGUCGACUGGUGGUGGAUACGGAGGAUCUUUCGGAGGAAGCACACCCUGGGGAGGAAGUUACGGAGGGAACUUCGGAGGCGGGUUCGGAGCAACAGCUGGUGGAGCUGGGAAUGGGCUAGGGGGACUAGGAGGUGGGUCGACUGGUGGUGGAUACGGAGGAUCUUUCGGAGGAAGCAACCCCUGGGGAGGAAGCUAUGGAGGAAACUUCGGGGGCCUUACAACAUGGAAUCUAACUCUGAACUACUUACUUCGCUUUGAGAUUGGUGAUGAGGAUCUGGCUGGUGUAACUGUAGUUGUAGCACUCAAAUACCGAGAGCUGACUUGCUUUGGAGCACGUCGCUCAGUCUUUGGGCGAGCAAUGGAACUUAUCAUAGAAUGCAUGUGUAACACAUCAUUUCGGAAGGAUUUCUUCGAAGCAAUGCACACAACUGGAGACACAAUCGAAUAUGAAUAUGCACUCGUCCCGCCCGUCCUCGGAAGACCUCGACAAAAAAAAAACCCAAAGCAGGCGAGGAACGCGACAUUCGCCAUCACGCUCUCCAGAGACUCCUCUGCAAUUCUUUAA
Darwinula stevensoni is the source of this 717-nucleotide messenger RNA. The record is from the annotation of a GenBank genome assembly. NCBI's taxonomy places the organism in Eukaryota, Metazoa, Arthropoda, Ostracoda, Podocopida, Darwinulidae.